CCCCACUCCAACUCCAAGCAUGCAGCCCCGCUCGGCUUCCGUUGCCAGGCUGCCACGCCGUCGCCGUCUCGCCGCCUAAAACCUCCCUCCCCCCCCUCGCACCACUCCGCUCACCUCUCUUCACGCCGCCGUAGCCGGCGAGUAGCAGCGGGUACGUGCCUUUGCGGUGUACCUUAUUGGCUGAGCCUUCCCUUUGCCGAGGAAGAGCACAGAAGCAGGGAGGUCGGCAUGGCGGAGGUGCAUCUAGGUCUGCCAGGUCCCUGGGCGGCGGAUUACAGGGAGAUGGCCGACCACUACACCACUAAGAUCGGUGGAGUCCCUGAUUGGCCAACUGGUGAUAUGGGCUUCAAGCCCGAGACUCUUCAGUGCAGCUUAUGUGGGACCAAGCUUUGUCUUGUUGCUCAGGUACAUGCGCCUGUGGCAAAGCUAAACAUUGAGGAGAGGAUAAUCUAUGUGCUUGUUUGCCCGACACCAGAAUGUGGACCUAAACCUCAAAGUUGGAAGGUUCUAAGAGUUCAAAAAUGCCAUAAUGUUAUGCAAACAGAAGGUGGUGGUGAUGAAUUAGGUCAACCGAAUGGACCUUCUUCUACAAGUCUUCCAGAAGAACAGAAUGAUAAAAAUAAAAUUCCUGAGACAAAUGAUGACGAUUUUGAUCUAGAUGCCUUAGCCGAAGCACUUGAACAAGCUGCAACUUUGGCAUCAAACUCAAAGAAGAAGAACAAAUCGAAGCAUGCUAAUGCUCCUGUAAAACGUCCUGUAUUGAAGGAGCAAGCAUGUGAUCUGAGCAUACCUGUCCUUCCUUGUUUUUACAUACAUUAUAAUAAGGAACUAUAUGGGGGCAAAGGCGCUGUGGGUUCAAGUAGCAGUGAGUUGGUUUUGGACAAAGAAAUCAUGGAUGCCGCAAAUGACGAAGAAGAAAAAUGGGAAGGAGAAAAGUAUGAGUACGAUAGAGCUAUUGGUGCUGACAGAACUUUUUUAAAAUUCAAGAAACGGCUGGAUGCAUAUCCCCAGCAAUGCUUUAGGUAUUCUUAUGGUGGCAAGCCACUGUUGGCUACAACAAAAUUACAAGAUCCUGGCACCUGUAGGCUGUGUGGUUCACCACGCCAGUAUGAACUGCAAUUGAUGUCUCCUUUAUCAUACUUUCUCCAUGAAGCUGGAGACGGUUCCUCAAAUUAUGCACCCAGCAGCUGGACUUGGCUGACUGUUAUAAUAUACACCUGCCCCAAGAGCUGCUGCCCGUCCUCAUGCGGUGGAAAGCCCCAGAGCUGUUGUUGGGGAGCAGCGGAGGAGGAGAUCCUGAUUCAGGAGGAUGAAGUCCUUUAGGAUCUAACCAGUGCUGGUUGAGAAACUAUUCCCGAUUUGAACAUGUAAUAUGCAGUUUUUUUUUGUUCUCCAAUGGUUAGAGUUGUAAAGCUAUCUGAAAUUUUGAAGUGUGUUUUGUUAUUGUGCCCUGGUAUACUGCAGAACUGUCAUACUUCACACAGUAUCAUAUCAGACUAGUAAGAUUUUUUUUUCUUU
Molecule: messenger RNA, 1518 nt
Organism: Zea mays
Lineage: Eukaryota; Viridiplantae; Streptophyta; Magnoliopsida; Poales; Poaceae
Exons: 7
Coding region: 229-1323 (364 amino acids)
Cellular component (GO): cytoplasm
Source: RefSeq, marked predicted